CAUAACACUAACCGGAAGUAAAAAUCGCCGUGUCCACGCGGUACUGUUUUAAAAAUAAUGCGCUGGACGCAGGGAGGUUUUUGUCCUAUCAUCAGUCCCUGUCCUCAUGUACCCGACACCUCUUUGCUCUCACGCGGGCCGUGGAGCUUUCGCUGAUGUGUAUGAACCGGCUGAAGAUUCAUUUCUUCUCCUUGAUGCUCUGGAGAAAGAUGCUGACAGACUGAAGGGAAUCAGAGCCACGGUGUGUCUGGAGGUGGGUAGCGGCUCUGGGGUCGUAUCUGCUUUUCUGGCAUCAGUCAUUGGGUCAGACGCUGUUUAUCUAUGCACAGAUCUGAACCUGACUGCGGCUUAUUGUACGCUUGAGACGUCUCAACGCAACGGCUUACAGCUGCAGCCCAUCGCCACUGACCUGGUAGAUUGUCUCUCGCCCAGAUUAAAUGGAAAAGUGGACGUGCUUGUUUUCAAUCCGCCGUAUGUCGUCACACCUUCAGAAGAGGUGGGCAGCCGUGGCAUUGAAGCGUCCUGGGCCGGAGGUUUGCAGGGUCGAGAGGUGAUGGACAGAUUUUUUCCCAUGAUUCCACAGCUGUUGUCUGCUCAUGGGUUGUUUUAUCUGGUGACUGUAUCUGAUAAUAAUCCAGAAGAGAUCGUGGCUCUUUUAGGAGAAUUGGGGCUAAAGGGAGAAGUGUGUUUGUCCCGUCAGGCUGGACGAGAGAAACUUUUCAUCCUGCGCUUUAAUAGAUGAGAGAAUCAUUAACACAUGAAGGUGAGGUUCAAAAAGUCAGAAUUAUGGAGUCAGAAAUGUUAGUAUUUGAUUGAAAUAAAACUGUCUGAUCUCAGUGCAUUGCAUUGAUCACAACAUUUAAAUAAAUGUUUCUUGUAUUGUAAGGUAUUGUUUUAUUUUUUAUUAUUGUAAAUGUUUAGAAUUUUUUUUGUCUCUGUCAUGUACACAAAUCCCUGAGGUGUUUGGUCAUGAGUCCAAAUGAAAGUAAUUUUAUUCAGUAUUCUCUGACAGUUUAUAAACCAUGGAAGGACUUCACACAAUACAAUCCUCAACUACUAUUUGAAUAAUUUUUUUUGGGGGGCAAUUUUUUUGUAGUUAUGUACUACUUAAACUUUUGUCUGUGUUUAAUGUUUAAGUUAACUGCAUUGCAACAAUGUAAACUGAGAAAAGUGCUAUAUAUAAAAAACAACUGCAUUUACGUCAAAAUUUUUGUCCAGUUGUUGUUUAUAUCCAAAUUUUAUAUUUUACUGCUUCUUAUUAAAAUUUUGAUUUAGAAAGAAACACCAAUUUAUUUUAAU
This is a messenger RNA of Paramisgurnus dabryanus, 1299 nucleotides long. RefSeq names its product HemK methyltransferase 2, ETF1 glutamine and histone H4 lysine (gene hemk2). Gene Ontology annotation, molecular function: nucleic acid binding; protein methyltransferase activity; S-adenosylmethionine-dependent methyltransferase activity. Gene Ontology annotation, cellular component: eRF1 methyltransferase complex. NCBI's taxonomy places the organism in Eukaryota, Metazoa, Chordata, Actinopteri, Cypriniformes, Cobitidae. The record is from RefSeq and is a predicted model, not a curated record. Gene Ontology annotation, biological process: methylation.